Halteromyces radiatus is the source of this 1812-nucleotide messenger RNA. RefSeq lists its product as uncharacterized. Gene Ontology annotation, biological process: protein K48-linked deubiquitination. Gene Ontology annotation, cellular component: cell periphery; cytosol. The transcript has 9 exons. Gene Ontology annotation, molecular function: cysteine-type deubiquitinase activity; cysteine-type carboxypeptidase activity; K48-linked deubiquitinase activity. Bases 42 to 1565 code for a protein of 507 amino acids. Lineage: Eukaryota; Fungi; Mucoromycota; Mucoromycetes; Mucorales; Cunninghamellaceae. The record is from RefSeq and is a predicted model, not a curated record.
UUUUUUUUUUUCUCAUACAAGGUCGUAGCAAAAACUAGAAUAUGUUAAAUAGUUCCUCUUCCAUAAAACAAGACCUGGAUGACAUCACCGGGGAACAUAAUGAAACCUCAACUAUACAAGUGGACAACAAAGUAACAACGGCAAACACUGAUAGAACAACUGAUGAAAUACAAAUACAUUUGGAAGAGACCAGUUUGUCAUCAACACCACAACAACAUGAUAGUGAUGUAAUCCCGAAUACUACAAUUACUGACGAUGAUAAUAAGAAGAGCUCUCAAGAACAACCAACAAUGGUAUCAACAGACAACAAGGAAAACUCUUCGAAACAAACAGUACAAUCAUUAACUUGUCAUGACAACGACUUUGAAAACACAGAUGAUCAACGUUCUCAAGAACAUCAACAGACAUUAGAUCAGGAAUACCUUGUGAAGACUAUUGCCUGGACCGAUCCGAAAACAAAGACCGAACGACCAGUUAGAAUCAUUACUCAAAAUAAAAAUGGUCCAUGUCCUUUGGUGUCUAUUUGUAAUGUUCUCUUUAUUCGUGGUGAUAUCAGUGUUCGACCUUUUGAGAGGGAAACUGUGACAUUUGAAUAUUUGAUGGAAUGUCUUGGUGAUUAUCUUUUAAAUCAUGCUCCUUCCGAUGAAAAGACUGUAGAAUCAUCAACAAUACAAGAGCCACUAUCAUCUUCUCCUAUUGAUGAAUCUCAUGAAAUACCAAUGAAAUCAACUUCUAGUCGGCAAUCUACUAUGGAAUAUGUCCUUACCUAUCGCCAUAAUUUGGAAUCAGCUCUAACUAUUCUUCCAAGACUUCAAGCAGGAUUAGAUAUCAAUGUUCAAUUCUCCUCUAUAUAUGAUUUUGAAGCUACUGCAGAAUUGGCACUUUUUGAUUUAUUUGAUGUGAAUUUGGUACAUGGAUGGAUUCCCGAUCCUCAGGAUGAAGAAACAUAUCGCGUAGUACAUGAAUGCAAAUCAUACAAUGGAUUAGUGGAAUGCGUAGUACGGGGGAAUGAAGUAAAUUUGGAAACUAGUUCUUUGUUAGAUAAUGUUGAACAACGAAAGAAAAAGGAUCAAGCAGAAACCAGAAUACAUGAUGGACUAGUGGCAUCUACUUAUUUACAAGAUACUGCAACACAACUUACAUAUUAUGGAAUUGAAUUGUUGAUGGAUACACUACCUCAGAAUACUUUAUGUGUCCUAUUUAGGAAUAACCACUUUUCAACUUUAUAUAAACAUCCCAUUACCAAUCGAUUAUAUACUUUAGUGACUGAUUCUGGUUUAGUAUCUGAAUCUCAAGUGAUAUGGGAAACUCUAGGUGAUGUAGAUCAAGGAACAUCUGAAUUUGUGAAUAGUCAAUUUAUCCAACCUUUGUCAACAAGACCUUCAUCAAGUGCCCGACAAGAACAAGAAAAUCGUGAAACAGCUGAUUUGGAUUAUGCCAUUGCCCUUUCUUUACAACAGCAUCAACAAGAUAAUAUUAAUCGAACAAGUCCUAGUGUUAGUAGUACAAAUACCCAUGUUAGUCAUAGUAUCUCAUCCAAGAAAAAACAUUGUAUAAUAUCUUGAAAUUAAAAGGAAAAAAAAAAAAAAACUAGUUUAUCUUACUUGUUUGCCAAAAGUGGUAACCAAAUCAGGGACCAAUAUUUUCUUAUGUCAGGAAAAUGGAUCCACACAGAUCAAUCGGAAUGGAAUCGAAUGGAAUUCAUAUCAAAUAGAGUUAGUAUCUUCCGACAUAUUAUUAUAAAAAAAAAUAAGUGAUGUCAUUUCAUUAAAGAUUUGCAAGAACUUAGUAAUAUUUCUAUCAUAACAUGCG